CCUCUUAAGUAGUCACUCCCUCUCUUGCAUGACUCUAGAAAAUCCAAAAGAGAGGAAUUGGGUAUGUUCUACACUACAUAUUCUUCUUGUUCACAAUCCUCAAUUGGGUUCUCUUCUUUUUUCUUCUCUUCACUCUUCUCUCUUUCCUCAACCUUGAAAACCAGAAUAAUGGAAAGCAAAAGCUGUGUGUAGGGAGGGAUAGAGGUGAUAGGGACAUUUUAAUAUAGUGGAAUAUUAUUGAAUCUGCAAAAGGGCAACAUCUUUUUGGAGGGAUAAUGGAAUUGACAGAGCUUUCCUUGGCUCCAUCACAGUUGAAUAACUCAUCUUCAGAAUCUGAAAAUAACUUUGCCAGUUCCAGCAGUAGCAGCAGGAAGAGGAAGUUCUUCUCAGAUCAUCACCUGCUCAGGAGCGCUGUACCACCAUUCCAGACAAGUAUUGUUGAUCUUCAUGUUAAGGACCCUCUCCCUCCGGAUUGGGAGCAAUGCCUUGAUCUUGAGUCAGGCAAAAUGUAUUAUCUGAACAGGAAGACCUUAAGAAAGAGUUGGAACUGGCCCAACGUGGAUCAAAAGCUUGACCUUGAACUCAACAUUUCACCACUCUCUGAUUGUCCUGAUCAUCAUCAGCAAUGCAGAAGAUCUAAUUAUAUUAAUAGUUCGUCACUUGAAGAAUACUCGAAGAAGCUCCAAGCCUCUUCAAGCUGCAGCAACAAUAAUAUGGUAGCAUUGGCUUGCUUGAAUUGUCAUCUUCUUGUCAUACUCUCAAGAUCCUCUCCUUCUUGCCCCAACUGCAAGUAUGUCCAUUCCCUUCCUACCCCUCAAACUCCACAGCCCAAAAUCUCUCCUACGAAGUCCCUCAACACCUUGAGCCUCUUGAACUAGACAUGCAUGAGAUAGAAAAUGGAGAGGUAAAAGAAGGGGAUAUGGAAAAGAUGAUGAAUAUAUAUGAUCUUGAUCACCCUGCUAAUUAAGCUAUUAUGCUAUAUUGAUCCUUUUUUGAUGAUAUGUGAUGAUCAAAAAGCAUAAAUAGAGAAUCUAUGGAAAGCUUUUCCUGUGAUUUA
Molecule: messenger RNA, 1057 nt
Organism: Hevea brasiliensis (rubber tree)
Lineage: Eukaryota; Viridiplantae; Streptophyta; Magnoliopsida; Malpighiales; Euphorbiaceae
Product: protein CURLY FLAG LEAF 1
Exons: 2
Coding region: 276-878 (200 amino acids)
Molecular function (GO): protein binding
Source: RefSeq, a predicted model, not a curated record